AUGUUGGACCCAUUUGGACCCAAUUUCAUCGACGUCAACGUUAACUGUGGGCACAACGCCACUUGUGAUGGACUCAGAGGGAAUGGAAUAGAGUCGUGUUUAGCGAUGAAUCAAGAUUCACACUGCGAUUUGCCGAUGACAGACGUACGGUGUCAGUAUGUGACAAGCGAAACUAGCCUGCGAGCUGCAAUUCUGACUGGAUACGACACCGAUAUUCGCCCGUAUGCAGUAACGACGGUGACGACGUCGUUAGGUUUGAUGGCAUUGAACAAACUGGACAUGAGUGCACAAAUGAUGUCACUGACAGCGUUCUGGUACACGGUAUGGCAUGAUACUCGUCUAACCUGGGACCCAACAGUCUACGGUGGCAUCACGCAACUCGUCCUCAGCCAUAAGAAGAUUUGGAAACCACCACUUAUUGUGAAAAACGAAAUGAACAAGAUUGGUAUGCUAUCGGAAGCCGUGGUACCUCUCAGAAUUGUCAGCAGCGGCUAUGUUAUUUGGGUUGCUCCCAUCACGAUGAACACGAUAUGCGAGGUGAAUGUUCAGAGUUACCCAUUCGACAGCCAGGAGUGCUUGGUGGAACUCGCUCCGUGGGGAUACUCUACGUGUGACCGUCCUCCUGUGGAUAUGAAGCAUCUGGCAAUGAAUCCCAAUAGCAGUGACGACCUUAUCAAAAAGUCCUAG
This is a messenger RNA of Gigantopelta aegis, 687 nucleotides long. Its product is annotated as acetylcholine receptor subunit alpha-like 2. Gene Ontology annotation, cellular component: membrane; synapse; neuron projection. The transcript is spliced from 6 exons. The record is from RefSeq and is a predicted model, not a curated record. Gene Ontology annotation, molecular function: neurotransmitter receptor activity; extracellular ligand-gated monoatomic ion channel activity; transmembrane signaling receptor activity. Bases 1 to 687 code for a protein of 228 amino acids. Gene Ontology annotation, biological process: regulation of membrane potential; nervous system process; signal transduction. Lineage: Eukaryota; Metazoa; Mollusca; Gastropoda; Neomphalida; Peltospiridae.